Brassica oleracea var. oleracea is the source of this 793-nucleotide messenger RNA. RefSeq names its product cytochrome c oxidase subunit 5b-1, mitochondrial-like. Gene Ontology annotation, biological process: mitochondrial electron transport, cytochrome c to oxygen. The transcript has 6 exons. The record is from RefSeq and is a predicted model, not a curated record. Bases 143 to 652 code for a protein of 169 amino acids. Gene Ontology annotation, cellular component: mitochondrial envelope. Lineage: Eukaryota; Viridiplantae; Streptophyta; Magnoliopsida; Brassicales; Brassicaceae.
AGUGUGUAGUUGCUCACGUACGCGUUAUUCUGAAGUAGAGAGUGACCAAUUCUCCCAAAGGGCAGGCCAUUAAAAAACGAGGACGGAGCAUCAGUGAAGAGAUUCGCUAAUCCUUCGAGGUGUGACCUGAGAUCACGUCACCAUGUGGAGAAGAAUCGUCUCCUCUCAUCUCAAAACCCUCGCCGCCGCUGCUUCUCGUCGCCGAUCGAUUGCCACCACCGUUACACCCGUUGGCUUCUAUCUCUCUGCCAAUCUAUCAGCUUAUUCCUCCGUCAUCCCUCGCCAUUUCAGCUCCGAAUCAGAGACGGUUGCGAAGAAGAAGGUGGAGGAUGUGAUGCCCAUUGCUACUGGACAUGAGAAGGAGGAGCUUGAAGCUGAACUCGAGGGGAGGAGGCUGCUUGACAUUGACUUCCCCCAAGGUCCUUUUGGAACCAAGGAAGCUCCUGCUAUUGUAAAGUCAUACUAUGACAAGCGAAUUGUGGGAUGCCCUGGUGGUGAAGGCGAGGAUGAACACGAUGUUGUGUGGUUCUGGCUGGAGAAAGGAAAGUCUUUUGAGUGCCCGGUCUGCACUCAGUACUUUGAGCUGGAAGUAGUUGGUCCCGGUGGGCCUCCCGAUGGUCACGGCGACGAAGACAAUGUUCACCACCACUGAUUCCAGCUUCUAUAUUCACUUUGUUACAUAUAUUAUACAAUAUUUGUUUAAUUUGGAGUAAAAAAAAAGAUUCCUCCGUUGGUGAAACAAAGUUGAAAGUGUUUUUGCUCCUUUUAGAACAAUGCUGUUUGUGACUUGCCA